Myotis myotis is the source of this 9490-nucleotide messenger RNA. It is a transcript of the gene CADM2, whose product is annotated as cell adhesion molecule 2. The record is from RefSeq and is a predicted model, not a curated record. NCBI's taxonomy places the organism in Eukaryota, Metazoa, Chordata, Mammalia, Chiroptera, Vespertilionidae. The coding region runs from base 727 to 1941 and encodes 404 amino acids. The transcript is spliced from 10 exons.
GGUGCGUUUCCAUUGGUCAGGGGGCGGUGUCUGUCUGGCCAGGAUGAGGGCGGGGCCUCCGCGGCGCUGAGCUUGCCCUUGUGUCUAGUGCGCGGUAGAGCUGCCGCUGCUGCUGCCGCCGCUGCUGCCUCAGCCGCCGCCGCCGCCGCCGCCGCCGCUGCUGCAGCCGGAGCAUCCGGGAGCCGCCGCCGCCGCCGCUAGAGCUGCUUCCACUGCUACCAUCUCCCCUCCCAGGACCCCGAGACACCCCGAGCGCGUGCGGCGGCUGCUGCUUGCAUGCACCCCCUCUCCCUCCGCCCCUCCCUGCCGUGACCUACCCACUCCUUGCAGCCCUCGUACGCACCUUUUCCGACACCCCGGCAUCCCUGCACCACCUGCUCGGGCAGCCCCGGCAGGAGCUCGGACUUGCUGUGCGCGCCGAGAGGAAGGCGAGCCCCGACCCCGUGCCUAGCAGACGGGCUGUCGCGGCUGCACACCAGCAGGAGGAGGACGAGAGGAAACUAUUUCGCCCACCGCAACCCCAUUCUGCGGGUCUGCGGGUGCUUCGCCGCUGCCGCUUCUGCUGCCGCCGAUCCGCGUCCGCGGGUUCGAAUACCGCAGCAGCGGGGACCGUGGGUCCGGCGGGCACCGCGAGGAGGACACCGGCGGAGCCCUGCACUCCGUUGCCCCGCUCACCAGCAGAUCCUUGCCCCCUGGUUCCUUCCCCGACCCUUUAGAGAAGGGACCAUGAUUUGGAAACGAAGCGCCGUUCUCCGCUUCUACAGCGUCUGCGGGCUCCUACUACAAGCUGCUGCUUCAAAAAAUAAAGUUAAAGGCAGCCAAGGGCAGUUUCCACUAACACAGAAUGUAACAGUUGUUGAAGGAGGAACUGCAAUUUUGACCUGCAGGGUUGAUCAAAAUGAUAACACCUCCCUCCAGUGGUCAAAUCCAGCUCAACAGACUCUGUACUUUGAUGACAAGAAAGCUUUAAGGGACAAUAGGAUUGAGCUGGUUCGGGCUUCUUGGCAUGAACUGAGUAUCAGCGUCAGUGAUGUGUCUCUCUCCGAUGAAGGACAGUACACCUGUUCUUUAUUUACAAUGCCUGUCAAGACUUCCAAGGCCUAUCUCACUGUUCUUGGUGUUCCUGAAAAGCCUCAAAUCAGCGGAUUUUCAUCACCAGUUAUGGAGGGAGACUUGAUGCAGCUGACUUGUAAAACAUCUGGUAGUAAACCCGCAGCUGAUAUAAGAUGGUUCAAAAAUGACAAAGAGAUUAAAGAUGUAAAAUAUUUAAAAGAAGAGGAUGCAAAUCGCAAGACUUUCACUGUCAGCAGCACACUGGAUUUCCGAGUGGACAGGAGCGACGACGGGGUGGCGGUUAUCUGCAGAGUCGACCAUGAAUCCCUCAAUGCCACUCCUCAGGUAGCGAUGCAGGUGCUAGAAAUACACUAUACACCAUCAGUUAAGAUUAUACCAUCCACUCCUUUUCCACAAGAAGGACAGCCUUUAAUUUUGACUUGUGAAUCCAAAGGAAAACCACUGCCAGAACCUGUUUUGUGGACAAAGGAUGGUGGAGAAUUACCAGAUCCUGAUCGGAUGGUUGUGAGUGGUAGAGAGCUAAAUAUUCUUUUCCUGAACAAAACGGAUAACGGUACAUAUCGAUGUGAAGCCACCAACACCAUUGGCCAAAGCAGUGCAGAGUAUGUUCUCAUUGUACAUGAUCCCAAUGCUCUGGCUGGCCAGACUGGUCCUGAUCAUGCUCUUAUAGGAGGAAUAGUGGCUGUAGUUGUAUUUGUCACGCUGUGUUCUAUAUUUCUGCUUGGUCGAUAUCUGGCAAGACAUAAAGGAACAUAUUUAACAAAUGAAGCUAAAGGAGCUGAAGAUGCACCAGAUGCUGACACAGCCAUUAUCAACGCUGAAGGCAGCCAAGUCAAUGCUGAAGAGAAAAAAGAGUAUUUCAUUUAAAAUGCAGGCCAAGAUUCUGAGUUUUACUUACCAGGCUGGCUGCUGGAGAAAACUGGCUAUCAUCUUUCAGAAUUCAUUUCUACCAUCUUCGCUACCUUUAAUAACUUCCAUACCGUACUGCUAUCCGUAGCCAGUGCAUACCAGCAAUCAGCUGUCGAAAGCAUCCUUCUUUAAUUACUGUACCAUCCAUAAUGCAGGACAUUUCUUACUGCCUAAAUUCCACACCAUUGCUCUUUUAACAUACAGUGCUUGAAUAUACAGCCUUAACAAUGUUAAUCAUCUCCUUGGGUCAUGAUAUUGAGUUGUUUUUAUACAUUGAAAAAUGUAUGCAGAGAUUUUUUUGUUUUGUUUUAACCCCUCAUUUUUCACCCUCUUUACAUCAUGGACUUAGUCAGUUUGCCAUUGGACAGCUUUCACAAGAAACAGGAUUAGAUGAAGAGCUAAUGUGCUUAAGUUUAAUGAGACAUUAGAGGUUUACAGAUAAUAUUUUCUACAUGUCUCUCUUCAAGGACAUGCUUAGAAACAUAUGCCCUAGGAAACCACAAACGGAAAACACUGUAGUAUAGCUCGGGACUGUUUGUGAUAUACUGGUAAAGCUGUAUCAAUUUGCUAUUUAAAAAUAUAGCAUUUGAUACAGGAGCCAUGUGUACGAAUUGUAAUCAUGUCAUGGUACCUUAUAUAAUUAUAUAGCUCCCACCAUUAGGUUAUUUUAGCUGUUUGCCAAUAAAUUGCUACAAACAUUUUACUGCUUUGGGAAUCACAAAGAUUUCAUUCAUUGCUCUGAUUUGAUUCUGUAAUUUAUUUGCUUCACAAGGACUCACCUUCCUAAACAAAAUUAAAAUAUCCAUAGGGCACAAUUUUGAAACAUUUUAGUAUCUGUAUAUAGUGCAUAUAAUAAAUCCAAUUAAACAUUAUUUGAUACAUAUUUAACUUUUUGGCUGUAGGUAAUUCAAUCAUAAGUAGGCAUUUUCUAAUGUCCAUUAUAUCCCUUUAGAUAUUACUUAAACCAAUAUUACAAGUAGAUAACACGUAUUAGUAUUUUGUCUGUAUGUCCUAGCACUGUUCAACAACCAAUUUUUCUAGUUCUUGUUAAUUUUUAUUUGUUAUACAAUGGAAGCACAAUGUUAUAAGGAAAGGUAAUUUUAAGCUAACAACCAGUGCACAGCCUCAGGUUUUAAAUUACAACCACAAUAGAAUAACCUAAAAAUAAACUCUUAGUUUGCUAAAAUUUUACAAAAUUUAAUUUGGCAGUUCCAGAGCUGCUUGCCUAUGUUGGUUUGCCAAAAAGAAGUGUUUAAGAUAUGUUUUCUGUAUAAAUGAACUAAUUCUUUAUAUUAAAUUCCUGUCUAUGCAUUUUGUGAGGUACAAACUUAUGAAACAAUGAGUGAUAGAGAAUUUCUGCCAUUCUUUUACCUCGAAGGUGAAAGUCUCUUUCUCUGGAUUAUUUCUGAAAUUUUGGUGUAUUUAACCAUUAAGAAAUGCUGUAUUCUUAAAUAUGACACAGAGUUAAUCUAAAGUCAUAUUAUUUCUUCAAGUAAAUAACAAUAUUGUUAGAUUAGUUCUCAUUACAUUUGUUAUAUGCUAAAGAUUAAACAUCCAGUUAGGUAAAAAUUAUUUUCCCAUUCACAAGCAUUGCACCUUUAAGAAGAAAACGAAAAUGACAAUAUGGAAGCUAUACUUGUGAUGUCAAAGCAUGAUGGCCUAUGGUUUUAAAAAUAUCUUGGAAUUUAUUUGGGGGAAAUGAGAAUAUUCAAGUACAACAUCAAGUGUUAAUAUCAAAUGAAAGACAAGGGUGCUGUAUCUUAGAUUAUUUAUCAGAAAAGUUUAAAUCCUUUAAAGAUGUUAGAAUUUUAAAUUGUUUUUUAUUGUUGAAGCAUUUAUCUUGUUGAUUUCUUACAAAAGAAAAAGGAUGAUGUCAAGCAGCACUUUUUCAGAAUAUACAGAACAUAAAUAAUAUGAUGUGGUUGAGUGUUAACAUAAUAAAUCAUAUACAGUAUGACAUUUUAAGGAAAUAAGUCUGCAUUGAUGUGAUUGCAUGCUUGUUUUUACAGUUCAAUUCAUACCAUCUGUGGAAAAAUGCAAUAAUAUGUUAAUAUAGUAUGGUAGUUUGAGAGAAUCAGGUAGGUGCUACUAGACACAUUGAAACUAGAAUAGGUUUAUAAACUGUUCAUAUCUUUCAAUGCAUAAUCUUUAGAAAGACUCCACAAAGCAAAAUUCAUCCUGUUAGUAAAAAUGGAAAGGUUCUUAUUACAGAAGUUGUAUAAACUGCAUCAUCAAUUACUAUUUAAAGCCUAAUUUCAGGAUGUACUUACAAAAUUGCUACUCUUCACUGAUGUAUUUACAUCUCUCUUCAUUUCAUCUAUAUUCUACUUUGCUCCAACUGCUAAAUUGUUUCCUAAAUAACUCAAUCAUUAUUUAUAACACUGUAAAAUUAGGGAUCCAAAAUUGGUUACAUUUCAAGAUUGUUGAUUAUUUAACCCUUUGGAGUAAUAUAAAAAAUCAUUAGAAGUCUUAAAAAGAAACUAACUAACUGGUAUAUUAUGAUUUGUGGGUUCUAAUAAAAUAUUUUGCCAGUUCAAUAGAUAGGUUUGGAUUAGGUAUUGUUUUUAGUUACUGGGGGAAAAAAUAGCAAUGGAAUUAUAUUUUCCCAAUUUUAAAAAGUAUUUUAUCUCCACCAAACAAAAAAAUAUAUAUAUAAACGCUGCUUAUUUCUAUAAAAUUCAAAAUAAAAUGAAAUAUCAUUUUUAAAUGGAACCAUGUUAAUUGCAUCAUCUGAAACAUGCACACUCAUCCCCACAGAGAGCCAAAUUCUGUCUCUGCCUAGUGAGCAUAGUAGCUACGGAACUCAGUGAGAGUGUGCACACACAGACACACACACACACACACACACCCCUAGUAGGAUAUGAAACAUUAAUUUUUACCAAAAGUAGCUAUUCUCUGCCAGUGUACUGUUUACAAUGUAAAAUGAUUGUCCCUCAUCAAAAAUUUGUAAGCGGUAUUUUUUUCUUUUUCCCAUUUUUGAGUGUCCUAAAUAGAACAAUUAUUCAAAUUAAGAAGAAAAAGAAAAGUUUGUGAGUCCGAGAGCAAAGACAGAGAGCAUGAGCAGAGUAUUGAGAGUGUGGGGGCGUGUGAGAGGAGAGAGACAUUGAUUGACUGAUUGAUGAUUGAUUGAUUUUCAACUUGUUUUCUUUUACCAGAGAAUUCAAGAAGCAGUUUAAGGAACCUGUUAUUGGCAUUUAAGCUAGAAACUGGAUGAUCUUACAUUGAUUCAAGAAGCUUAAUCUUGCAUUGAAACCCCACAAUUAAAAUAAAAAAAAUAGAGAAAGAAAACUAACUUUCCUAAAUAUGGCAAAGAAGCUAACACUUCAUUUAUUUUUAUUUUUUGUAAAAAUAUAUAAAUAUCUCCAUUAAAGGACAAGUUCAUGUGUAGUUACUUACUCAUGAUUGUGAUAGCAUUGAGAUUCCAUAUAGGCACAUGUACAGCAGCUGUGACACUGACGGUUCUUCCAUGUAAUAUAGCAGUUAUCGUGUAAUAUAGUGCCACUUAUUGCAAAGUGUUACCAAGGGGAACAUUUAAAACACUUUUCCUUUUUCUUUGGACUUGAAAGAUAAUUUAAAGAAUGAUAAAUAUGAAAUUUCACAUUAGGUUUUUAACUGUGGAGAAAAGAAAACUCCAUAUCUUACUGCAACUUCCAGGUCAUAUUACUAAUUACUCAGAGCCCUCUAUAAAUGCCCAUAUUAUCCCCCUUUCCAAGUGUAACCUGUGAUAAAUAUACAAAACAAAUUAACAAAAAUCUGGCAAUUACAGCUGAAAUAAAUGAAACACCUAAUAACAAUUACUGAGUAAUGCUUUUUUUAAGUGGCACAAAGUACACACUAAAAACUAUGCAAAAUAUAGGUAACUAGAGUGUACGUACAUGUAAGUAUCUUGUACUUGCUGUGUAUGGAUGUUUGAAACCCAUGUAAUUAUAAUAUGCAUUUUGAAUACUGGGAAAGAGGAAAUCUUAGUGUAGAUAAUAGAAUUUCUUUUGAAAUAUACACUGGCAAUAUCGAAAAUAUACUCAGUGCAAUAUCUGCAAUUCUAUUGCUGGAUACUUAAUGCAGAGGGACUUUAAGAAUUUUCCAGGAGGCCCAAAAAGUUGCUAAUCUUCACCUCCCACAUAUUAAAUCAUUAAUUUAAAAUACAACUGCCUCAAUGGAACAUUAAAUUUUUAUUUCUUAAUCAUUAAUGUGACACAAUAAAAUUAUUUGGCCUAGUUUUCAGCCUUAUUGGAGAGAGAAAAAAAUUUGAUUUACAUCUAAUUCAAUUUAGAAUUCUUCAACUUUCUUUGAAAUGUGUGUGUUUUAAUGAAUUGUGACACUCUUAUUAUAAGUACAAAUUUAUUUAAUUAAAUACACAGGUUACCUUUAAUAGGUAGUCACUACAUUUCAUUGGAAUUUUUUUAAUCUUUGUUUUUGAUUUAUUUUUUCCCUUUCUCUCCCUAUUCUACUCCAAACAUGCCCUUUGCACUUAUAUCCUUCCAAAGGCAAUGGAUUGAAAGUAAAAAGAUUAUAAACUGAUCUAAGGGGAACAAAAUAUAAGAAUGGGUUCUGAACUCAUCAGCAUUAUCCAUAUUGAAUGCAAUCAUUAUUGAAUAUGGCUGGUAAGUUCUCUGCGAUGUAUACCUAUGAUAACCCUUCUACCUCUCUCUUUUAACAUGGGCUAUGACACUUCAAUACAAAUAGAAGAAAUCAUGAUUUACAAGAUAUCCCAGGAAGCAUGUUUUGGGGGCUGUCAUAACAGUCUGCGCCCCACACUCUGGGAAUUCUCAGAAGCCAACUUGUUUUAGCGUACUCAAGGUUGUAUAGAUCUACAUUUGUUUUCCUUUUAUAUUAUUAACUUUUCCUGCAGGCAAAAUAUUGCAACUAUAGAAGGACAGAUCUCAUGCCUAUUUAAUAUUUCAAUGUAAUAUCAUUGUGUUGAUUUUUAAAAAAUAAUUUAAAUGGCAACACUUUGUAGUUCAAUCUAUUUAUUUAAUAUUUAAAAUGCAAUUUCUUAGUAAAUAAUACUGUGCUUUUAAGUAAAACUUUACAAAUAUAAUUUAUUUUUCCAAGCAGUGUUACCUAUGUAUGACAAAAAUUUAAGCAUUUAAGACUGCCUCCAUAUUAACAAAUAACCUCUAAAUAAUGAAUGCAAAGUAUUGCCACAAGUGUCCAUUUUAUUUUGUGUGCACAGACAUAUGAAAUUUUCAAAUUAUGCAAUUUAAUUAUUCUAAAAUAAAAUGACAUUUUAAAAGCAGAUCUUCCUCCAGAAAAAAAAAAAAAGGAUACAAUAAUAAAAAUCAAAUUAUGACCUUGAAUCUGUAAUAUAUGCUUGAAGUCUAAGAUGUUUCUAUGUUAUGUGGUUUUGUUAUAAAUACUAUUUGGUCCUAUCUUUAUAAUCUCUUCCAUAUAUGUGUAUAUAUAUGUAUAUAUGUCUAUAUAUACGUAUAUAUGCAUAUGUAUCCAUAUACUAAUAUAGGUAUAUGCUAGUUACAAGAAAUGUAUGGUUAUUUGGGAGAGAAUGGGCCCAAAUGUGAAAAAGGUGUAAAAAAACCCCACAACAAACCCACUAUUUCCCCUCUAUGAAAUAUGCUGUAUAUUUCAAAAGAAGACAAGUUAAAAGAUAUUUGAAGAUUGCAGGGGCAAAAGAAAAACCUACCAGGGCUCAGCACUUAAGCACUUUUCCUACAUCCAGGGUCAGAACAGCAGUGAUUCCUACACGGACUUUCAAGUGCGGUAUGAACGCCAGAGUACACUUCUCGUACACACAGUACUGUCAACCUCAGAUGUUUUCUUUCUUCAGAUGCUUUUCUUUGUACAUGAUACUAGUAGUCACUUUUCUCUUUAUAUUUGCUGAUAGUGAAAGUUAUAUGCAAUAAAAUAUUUGAUAAUUGAAAGCAGUGUUUACCAGUUGGUUAGAAAAAAACUAUGAAAUGUAAACUGAAUUAUCUCUAUAUCCUUUUUGCUUUUCUCUGUGUUUCUAAUGUACUGAAGGUCUCACAUAAGUAGAAACAUAAUUUAGACAUUUUUCAAAAGUAGUACUCUUCCUCCUUUUAAAUGUAUAAAAUUUUUAGCUCCUUACAAAUUUUCAACUGUAACUGUUGUACCUAUUGUAGAUUCAAUGAUGCGGUUAAGUAGUAACCCAAGGAUGUAUGAGUUUGGGAUUACUAACCCAUUUUCUUCAUAUUCAGUUCACAUCAAUAUUUGUGAAUUGGUUAUUUUGCUUUUCAUUCAACCAAAAAAUAUUCCCUCAAGAAAGCUCCAUUUUUAUCAUAAAUAUUUCAAUACAACAAAUAUUGAAACAAGUCUGCCAUGUUAAAAAUAAUUUAAAGACUUAUCUCUAAAAAUUGUAUUCAAUAAAUGCAGGUGUUCCCAGUGAUGUGGCUUCGAAAAUAAAGUGUUCUAUGUAUAUGAUAUGAAAUUCAUAACUUUUGGAAGGGUAUAUUUAUGGCAGCAUAAAAAUUAUGUGCUGUAAAGAAGAUCCAUAAAAAUCAAGCAUAUUGCACAGUUAUUGAAUCUACUGUUAUCAUUAACAUUUUCAAAAAACAAAAUGCAUAUUGUAAUAUUAGGUACAUGACACUUGCAUGUUGAUAUGCCUAUAUACUCACAAAGUAUUCAAUGUGUACUUAGUGGCACUUAAAAUAUGUCAUGUACAACCCUUAUAAACAUUCUUACAGGGUUUCCGUUUGCAAUUCAUCUAUCAGUAAAGCCUUGUCAGGAAAAAAAAAAUGCCCAAUAUAUAUGGAAAAUAAAAUUUGAAUUUUAGUUAUCUGUUGGACAUUACUGAAUUGUCUAUUCAUUUAGUUUAUUUUACUAGAGUUGAAAACAGACAUUGAAAGAUGGAACUUUCUUAUUUCCCACUGACAAGUUAUUAAAGAUUUACAAGACAUAUUCCUUUAUACCAAACACAUUAUUUUCUAUUUCUAGUUCAAAUUGCAUACAUCAUUCAUUUAUUUUUAGAUAUCCUCAAUGAUGCCCAUUUUUCUUUUAAGUUUCUAAGUGGAAGUUUUAAAAAUUAAGCAGUAGUAAAAUAAAUGUUAUCUUAUUUGUACAUUUAGUACUUACUCCUUGGAAUAUAUGAACCUUGUAAUAUGCUAAGGGUUAAAAAAUGUUGCUGACUUAGGGAAUUUUGCUUGAGAUUGCCAAAAUUUCAAAACUCUGUAAUUUUACAUUCACUUAUGUCUGUUUACUAAUGUUGACUAUGAACGGAAUCAAAAAUAUCUACAUCUAUUUCUUUUAUAAUUUUCACACUCUAACUAGCAUUAUAUAAUCCAACUACCUAAGAUAAUACAAUCAAUAAUAUAUUCAUCCUAAGUUUAUGCUAAUUAGAAUUUGAGAUAAGCUUUUAAAUUUAUGGAGGAUUUUCUUUGUGUCUUUGGAAGUUCACUUACCAUAAGGUAUUUUAUAGUCUACUUUAAAUAACAGAUUUUGUUAUACAGGGUAAGCCAAAGGCUGUACAAGAAUUAGUGUCAUUGGGUCUGAUAUUUGUGUUAGACCAUGAAAUAUUCCAUUAAAACUUAUCUGUAAA